CACAGCGUUCUUCUACUGUCUCUUUAAGACCAAGGAAAUCAAAACAGGAAGUGAAAGAAUAGGGGUCCGCUUCCUACUUGUGUCUACCAAAACAUCUGCUCGGUGCGUAAUGGGUGAGUCCGCUCGCUGAGGCGCACGUCUCCAUAGCGCACAGGCUCCGGUCUCUUCGGACCAUGCUGCAGCUCAACGACUCUGUGGAGCCCGGGAGCCCCGGGGCCGCGGUGCUCCAUCCCGCGGACACUGAAGAAGGGGUGGAGGUCGCCUUCACGCCGCCCCCCGAGGCCGGAGCUGCCCACAGCUUCGCCCGGGCCGCCUCGGUGGCCUGUUGUCCCCCGCUGCAAACGCUCAAGCCUUUCCACGUCCACAACCCCACGAUGCAAGCCAAAGUCAAGGACUACUUUGUGUUUAGGCCAGGAACCAUCGAGCAGGCGGUGAGUGACAUCCGGACCGUGGCUCUGCCCUCGGAGGACGGGGAGGUGCAGAGCGUGUGGCUGCUGGCUGAGGUUGACCAUUGGAACAAUGACAAAGAGAGACUGGUCCUCAUCACUGACCGGUCUCUCCUGGUCUGUAAAUACGACUUCAUAAACCUGUUGUGUCAGCAAGUGAUCCGAAUCUCUCUAAACGCAGUGGACACCAUUUCGAUCGGGGAGUUUGAGUUCCCUCCAAAAUCUCUCAACAAGAGAGAGGGGUACGGCGUGCGAGUGCAGUGGGAUAAACGACCUCGAGCUUCCUUCUUAAACCGCUGGAACCCCUGGUCCACAGACAUGCCCUACGCCACCUUCACCGAGCACCCCAUGGCCCGCGCCGACGAGAAGGUGGCUUCACUCUGCCAGCUGGAUAACUUCCGUGGCCAGCUGGUGCAGGCGGUGAAGAGGGCGCACAAGGAGAACCCGAUCCCCGGCCGGGCCAACGGCGUCCUGAUCCUGGAGCGACCGCUGCUCAUCGAGACCUACGUGGGCCUCAUGUCCUUCAUCAACAACGAGGCCAAACUGGGCUACUCCAUGACCCGUGGCAAGAUCGGCUUUUAGGCACAACGACACGAUCCGUCUGUGGUCGGGUUAAAGGUCCUACACUACACAAAAUGGAUUCUUGAGAGUUUUUAGUCAUGUUUUAAUGUUGUUGCCGCCUCAGAAACAGACCUGGAGUUGUGUUUUGUUCCAUUCACAUGUUUGAGUUAUUCUUAGUAUUAUUACUUAGCUUUUAAUGAAAUAAUGUUAUAAGGUCUUAUAUUACACAUAAUUGACUCUUGUGAGUUUUAAACCAUGUUAUGACAUACCUCAAAUACAGACCUGGAGCUGUGUUUUGUUUCAUUCAUAUAUGUCUGAGUUAGGACUGUCGCAAUAGCCCUAAUCACCGCGGUACUAAGAGGCCCACCGCGGUGGAUGUUGGGCCACUGCGACCACUGCACGUGACCAACGUGACCCGACCCAGAGUCCCACACAGGUCCAUUAACAUUUUACCCAGUAUCACCAAUGCCCAUGAUAACCCAGGACUAACCCAGGACUAAGGUGCACAACUGAAGACUAUCAGGUGACCGCAGGCGACAGGACCACAGAAGCUCCGCGCCGCACAGAGGUAAACGCAGCCGUCACCCUGCUCCAUGUGCUCUCUUAAGUCCGCGGGUACCAGACCUGGUGCAGGACUCUGACCCGACCUGGUGCAGGACUCUGACCCGAGCUGACAGUGAGAGCUGGAGAGGUGUAGUGGCACUUGUUCCAAAGCCAAAUGUUACUUCUCCCGUGCUACACACACUAUAUCCACACAACAACCAAGGUACAAGCGCAUCACUGGAGAGAGUUUUCAGUGCCGCUGGAAAUAUUGUAACUCCAGGGGAUGUGGGGUGGGGGAGAGGAUGCGGUAUCACCGCAUAUCGCGCUGUUGAGCUGCUAUACUGCACCACAGGAGAAAUUCCCUAACUGCGACAGCCCUAGUCUGAGUAACCCUUUACUAUUACUCUGUCUACAUCUCUAAAGCAAGGGCCAUAACUGGAGCUUUCACACCUCUGGAACUGACCUCAGUAUCGCUAUUGUUUCCUUUGCUUAUUUUGAUAAAGGUUUGAGGAUGGAGUUGUAAAUAGGAGAUAGAUGGUGUCUGAGUCCCCCAUUUCUGUUCAAAGAUGGAUUGUUUUUCCCAACAAAAAUAGCUUCUUUAACUCCCCUCUCAGUCUAAUUCUUUUCUGUGGCUAAGAUCUGUACCUCACUGUCCUCAAAAGAGUGGUCCAUGGCUUUCAGGUAGAGAUUUACAGAAGACUGAGGUCCUGUGUUGCUCUCUCGUCUGUGUUGGUACAUCCUCAUGCUUCCUGUAUUACCACGUGACAUCACAAGAUGGAACAGAGCGUUUUCCAUCUGAGAGAAGAACACAGCCUAAAAGUAAAACAUGUGUGAAUGAAACAAAAGACAACAAGAAACAACAUUAUAACAGGUCAGAAAGUAGCGUAAUAUAAGCAAUUGGAUAAAGGUGCACUAUACAACUUUUCGUCGGAGGAUCAGCCUUCCUCAUCUCUAUGGAGAUGUUACUGAUUUGUCUGGAACGUUACACGGUAUGGCAUUAAACUAUAUUUCCAUGGAGAUGAGCAGGUGACGCCAUCAGCCCAAGUAACAACUCAGAGCUGUAGAAAGGAGAGCCCGCUCACAGUAAGAAUACAUGUUUUUCCAAGGUAUUUCUAAGCAAUACAAACACCUGCAGUUGAAUAAAUGUCAGAGAGGUAUGUUUAAUGCCGUACUGAGGAACAUUACAGGCAAAGCAAUAACAUCUGCAUGCAGACAAGCCACCAGAAAAGUUACAUAGUGCACCUUUUAGUCUGCGCUAAGGAUUGGUUUCACAAACUAUUAUAAGAUUUAAACUCUGAGUCUGUUACCAUCGUUACUGAACUGUGUGAAGAUACCCGGGGCAGGAGAACAACAACACUGGGAAUUCUGUUUAGUUUAAAUGCUGCGUUCAUGUCGUCCUACACCGGGCAGUACCAGAAAGACCAAAGAAAAGAGUGAAGGGGAGAUGGAGUGGCAGCGUCUGAGGGUAUAAAAGAACACUGUGAUUGGGCAAACAGGGAUCCACACUUCAAACUCUGCCCUCCGUUUGUAAUUAAACAUCUGGCUGUGAUCAGGACAGUCAUGCAUGAUGUCACCAACUACAUGAAAUGGCCACUGGAGCCAACCCAGAACACACACAUUUUUAAAUUUUAACCACGAAGCUGCAAAUUUACCUAGUUUGUGGUAAAAGUGACAAAAAUUGACACAGGAACAAUCGAUAAUUCUAUUCAAACUCCGUGUACAUAGUGAAGUAGCCACAAAAAGAAAAAGAUAAGAAAAAAAAUUGCUAGAGUACAUUUAUGGGUUUACUGCAGGAAUCUAUAAUUAGUUAUAGUUAGCAGUUAAUAGUAACAGAUUUGAACAAGAAAAAUACAAAUGUAAUGUUAAAGUGCAUAUGACAGGUUUUUAUAACUCUCUAAUUUUGACUCGGUUUGUUGGGAUAAUACCUGCUGUAAACAUAAAUUAUAAUUUUAAACCAACCAAGAAGGAAUUUGUGAAGAAAACUUGAAAAAUGUACAAAGUAGAAAGUUCUAUAAUCUAUAAUCUACUAAUUUCAUUCACAAGUUGUGGAUAAAUUUCACAUAAGAAACACAUUUCUUUAUAUUUGCAUUUAUUUAGGCAAGAUAAAGUUGUUUUCUUAUAUUUUUAUUAGUUAAAUAAUAAUUUCUAUGUCCAUUAGUGGAGUUUUUGAUUGGAAGUAUGAUUUUAAACCUAAAAAACUGCCAAACUGAGCUUUUUUUUUUUUUUCCUUUUUACUUUUUUUUUAAAGUAAAAUCUUAAACAUAAUGAUCUUAACUUUAGUGAAACAUUUAGUUCAACCUGUCAUAAUCACGUUAACCAGUCGGCUACAUAAUACAAAUAAUGUUUAGCUUUUGAAAAAGGCUAACAAAACAAAUCUUACUGUUUCACUUUAAUAAACACUAAUAAUGGGCAGACUCCCGAGAACCCGAGGACCACAUGAACGCAGCAAAAGUUCAGAUUAUCAGUAAAUUUCUUUUAACAUUUAUAAACAAAUUGACUAUUUAAAUGUAGCCUAGAGUCAUUUAUAUUGUAUUAAUUUAUUAUUUCAGAUUGCAAUACUUAAAAUGUCUACUUUAUAAUGUUUAUUCAGAUUAUACAACAGGUUUGUGUGCAAUAUUCUGCUCUUAGACGGCGGCAGAGAGAAACAGGAGAAAUGACAGAAUGCAUGAAAUGGUCAGUGUCGGUCUGUUUUAAGUUUCUGUAAUGAUUUUACUGACCAUCUGCUGAAGUUAAGCAAACUCAGGGGUGUAUUCCCAUUGUGAGGUUGAACACUACAACUUGGACGUAGCAGUGAUCAUGGUUAUGUUAUAGAUCUGAAUUGUGAAAGUGAAAAAAAAAGUAACACACUCAGAUGGCUGAUGUUCAAAAGAUUUUUUUUUUUAAAUAACGGUUUGAAAAAAAGCCUUCAUCAGAUUAUUUUUCAUGCUUUGGACCACUAGUCAGGCUGGUGCCACUUUGUGUCUCCGCUCAAUUUAAUUUCUCUCCACCGACUAGGUCAGGAAUUGGAAUAUACUCAAUGGUUUGCAUAAAGACCGUGCACCGGCCAAUCAGUGAAGAGCUGUGAAGCCAUGACUGGGUCCUUUUUGUGGUUCAGCACAAUGGAUGUAGACAAAGACAGACAUUCUGUGUUGGCAACGAUUCCCAAGAUCGAGGAUUUAAAGUCGGAACAAAGAGAAUGUUUGGUGAAUUUUAUUAAGGGGAAAGACGUUAUUGCCCUUCUUCCUGUGGGAUUUGGCACAUUAAAUACGUCACGACCAAAUAGCAGCGACUGGUUAAAUAAAAAAAGUAUCCGCCUACAGUCGAGCGAACGAAUUCUAAUGUUGCGAGGUCAGACGGUUUCCACGAAGUGAAACCAGCUGAUGAAUGGACCACAGUAGGCAUGAAAAAUGAUCUGAUGAAGGGUUUUUUGCUGAAACGUUAUCUAAAAAAGCAUUUGGACAUUGGCCAUCUGAGAGUGCUAUACAUUUUUUCACUUUUAUAUUGCUUUAUAUUGUUCCUUGGAUUUGCACCUCUACAAGAACUUUGGUGUGCAUUUUCUGUUUCAUUUGAUAGAUCUGAAUUGUCAAAUCAGACGACGGGAGCUCAGUGCGCAUAUCUGGUUUCAAAAGUUUUACAAAUGACGCGGGAUGUAACAAUAACUGAAAUUUCAUGGUAUCGUAUAGUCAAAGUUCUCACAGUAACAUCAUGGACCAUGACAAUAUACCGAAUUACAAGUCUCUUUGAUUAAAUUAAGAGUUAUGGUGCAGCAAUAGCUAAAAAAAAGACAGAGGGAACUACAUAGACCAUGAUCCUUUGCUCCAUUUCAGUGCAGACUACAAGAAGAAAUAACAGUUCUAAGAUAACCACAAAAUAUCGCAAUAAAUAUUGUACCGAGAGAUUUGGAUAUUGUUACAUCCCUAAUCGUGAGUCUCCCCACCAUAUCAUGAGCUUUCCCACGAUAUCGCAAUAAAUAUCGUACCGUGAUGUUCCUAACGUGAUGAUAUCGUAUCGUGAAACUUCGAUAUCGUUACAUCCCUAUAAAUUACACAUUUUUACACGUGGAAACUUGCCAUUACCUACCCCACGACUCCUCCAGGCAUUUCAAACUCUUCAUCCAUCCAUUUUCUUCCGCUUCUCUGGGGCAGCAGUCUAAGCAGGGAUCCCCAGACUUCCCUCACCCCAGACACUUCCUUCAGCUCUUCCAGGAGGCGCCAGAACAGAUGCUCCUCAAACUCAAGCACUUAAUAAUAAUUUUAAUAUUAUUUUUGCGAGAAAAUUGUGCGCAUUUAACUUGAGACCGUUUCCCCUAACGACAGUGCCAUCUGUGUGUUUGUUAAUAUCACUACUAAAGGUGCACUGUGGAACUUUUUUGGUAGAGUCCAUCACCUGUUUGACUCUAUGUAGAUGUUUGUGUUUUCCCUGGAAUGUUCUACAGUACGGCAUUUAAUCUAACUAUCUCCACGGAGACAAACAGGCCAGGUUACAGGUCAGAUCUGUGGAGAAGUGGGUUGACUCACAGUAAAAAUGGAUAAAUGGAAGAUAUAUUUGUUUAAUGCCAUGCUGUGGAACAUUCGAGGCAAAGCAAUGACCCAUGACCCAAGCAGAUGGCGGACACUCCACGAGAAAAGUUACACAGUACAUCUUUAAAUUACUCUAGCCAGCCCAUUUCAAACCAACCCCUUUCUGGGAGUUUUACAGCUUGUGCAUAAAACAUGUCUCUUUUUUACAAGCCAAUAACAGGGUUCCCAUUCUUUUUCACUGACAACAUUUCCAAACUUCUCCAUGACUUUUUCUAGCGAGGCUGGCGACACCUAGUGCCUCCGCUCAAUUUAAUUUCUCUCCAGCAACUAGGUCAGGAAUCAAAACACACUAGACGGUUCGCAAAAACCCCAGAAGUGCGAGUUUGGGCACCAGCCAAUCAGCGAAGACCCAUAUAUUCUGUGUUGUCAACGGUUCCCGAGAUCGAGGAUUUAAAGUCGGAUUUAUUGCCCUUCGUCUUGUGGGAUUUGGAAAAAGCUUAAUACACGACCAAAGAGCAGUGAUUGGUUAAAUGAUAAAAAGUACCUGCCUACCGUCGAGCAAGCGAACACUGCGAGGUGAAUCAGGCUAGAAUUUUUCAUGACCUAAAGUGAAUUUUCCGUGACUUUAUCGCGCCUACAUGUGUAGAACUGAUCAGACUUUUAGACCUAAAUAUUAAAUGUUAACUCUUUCCACUCACCUUAUGGGUUGGUAUUAUAAUGAUUAACAUUCUUCUAUUAACAUUGUCUCUUUUAUACAGAAGGCGCAGACGUUCGGAAAUAAUCAUAAUAGCCUAAUGAGAACUUAACAGAACGCUGUAGUUGCGUGAAAGAGGUACUAAAAUUCCAUGACUUUUCCAGGCCCGGAAAUUGCAUAUUUAAUUUCCAUGACUUUUCCAGGAUUUCCAUGAGCGUGGGAACCCUACAGUAAAAAAUGAAAAAGAUUAUAUUGUAUUCUGGAUGUCUUGGGAGGCAAAUAACACCAAAUGGCUUUAAGUGAAAUUGUCCAUAGCAUUAAAGGUGCACUGUGUAACUUUCUGGUUGGAGGUUCGUCACCUGAUUUGUAACUUCUCUACCUGGAAUGUUCCACAGUAAGACAUUAAACCGCUCCACCUUACAUUUAUUCAAUUACAGGUGGUUUUAUAGCUCAAAAAUACCUAGAAAAACAGGGAUUCUGACUGCCUCUCAACAAAACUGACCUGUAACUUGGUCUGGUUUAGUUUCCAUGAAGAUAGAAAGCUUUAAUGCCGUACUGCGAAACAUUCCAGACGAAGCAAGAACACAGCAUUUGACGGACCCUUCGCCGGAAAGUUCCUCAAGGCACCUUCAAAUGAAACUGAUAAUUCUUUAUGUAAAAUGAGUACUUGUCUCACUCCAUGUCGCUAUAUUUGUACUACUACUACGUGUGUGCCUGUGUGUAUCGUGCCCCAGUCUGACUGACAAGCUCUAAAUAUUGAACUUUUAUGCAACCAAAGGAUUUUUUCAUGUCGAUGCUGUUGUCAGUGGAUGUGUCCUGCAUGGGGGUGACUGCAUGAGCGCUUUAAAAGAAUGUGCACUUUUGUAUGUCUGUUGUUACUCUAGUGUAAUGAAUUAAAACUACACUUACGGUUAUGUUUCAAUAGCUAUGGAUUUUAUGUAUGGAUUUAUCACUGUUAAAAGUAUGUUGACGUUUUUUUGGUUGCCUAGUUUUUGGAUAAUAAAUGCUGACGUUCUUGAGUCUUA
Messenger RNA from Boleophthalmus pectinirostris (great blue-spotted mudskipper), 7768 nucleotides. RefSeq names its product tumor protein p63 regulated 1-like (gene tprg1l). Gene Ontology annotation, cellular component: cytoplasm. NCBI's taxonomy places the organism in Eukaryota, Metazoa, Chordata, Actinopteri, Gobiiformes, Gobiidae. The record is from RefSeq and is a predicted model, not a curated record. Bases 174 to 1028 code for a protein of 284 amino acids. The transcript has 6 exons.